Messenger RNA from Musa acuminata subsp. malaccensis (wild Malaysian banana), 1599 nucleotides. Its product is annotated as flavonol 3-O-glucosyltransferase UGT89B1. Gene Ontology annotation, molecular function: UDP-glucosyltransferase activity. NCBI's taxonomy places the organism in Eukaryota, Viridiplantae, Streptophyta, Magnoliopsida, Zingiberales, Musaceae. The record is from RefSeq and is a predicted model, not a curated record.
GACUACGCACACGGCCGUCUCCUUCAAAAGGCGAGACGACGAGCGGAGAGAGAAGAACCGGGGCGGAGGAUAGGAAGGCCAUGGCGGAGGGGCAGAGGCGCGCUCACAUCCUGGUGAUCCCGUACCCGGCGCAAGGCCACAUGCUCCCCCUCCUCGACCUCGCCAGCCUCCUCUCUGACCGUUUCCGCCUCGUCGUCACUGUCGCCGUCACCCAGGGCAACCUGCCUCUCCUCUCCCCGCUCCUCUCCCGCUCUCCCGCCGUCUCUACCCUCGUCCUUCCCUUCCCAGAAAACCCGUCCCUCCCCCGGGGGCUCGAGAAUACUAUGUUCCUCUCCUGGCCCCAGUUCGGCCUCCUCCACCGCGCCCUCGGUGGCCUCCACGGCCCCAUCCUGCGGUGGGCCCGCGCCCGCCCCGACCCCCCCGACGCCGUCCUCUCCGACAUCUUCGUCGGUUGGACUGCUCGACUUGCAGCCGAGCUGGGAGUUCCCCGCCUCGUCUUCAGCCCCUCCGGCGCCUUCGCCCUUGCCGUCAUGAACUCGCUAUGGCGCCGGAUGCCACAAAGGUCCGACGUUGACGACCCCAACGAGCUCGUCGCCUUCCCUUCCAUUCCAGGGUCGCCCGUUUAUCGCUGGUGCGAGCUCUCCACCCUCUGGAGAAGUUACAAACGGGGCGACCCUGUCUCCGAGUUCAUCAAAGAGGGGAUGCUGGCCAACCUCGGGAGCUGGGGGCUGGUCGUCAACACCUUCUCCGACCUCGAGGGGACGUACUUGGAUCAUCUGCGCAACGAAUACCUUGGCAACCCGCGGGUCUGGGCGGUGGGGCCCCUAGCGCCGUCCCACGGCACUGCCUCCGCCGCCGAGCGCGGAGGUCCGGUGUCGGUCCCGGCAGAGAAGGUGGCUGCGUGGCUGAACGGCUGCGAGGAGGGGUCCGUGGUUUACGUCGCUUUCGGGAGCCAGGCGAUGCUGUCGCCGCCUGCGGCGGCGGCUCUGGCGGCGGGACUGGAGAGGAGCGGCGCUAGGUUCGUGUGGGCAGCAAGGGCUGGCACGGCGGUGCCGGAGGUGUUCGAGGAGCGGGCGGCGGGACGGGGGCUAGUUAUCCGGGGGUGGGCGCCGCAGGUGGCGAUCUUGGCCCACCCGGCGGUGGGGUCAUUCGUGACCCACUGCGGGUGGAACUCGGUGAUAGAAGCGGCAGCGGCGGGGGUGGCGCUGCUGGCAUGGCCGAUGGGGGCGGACCAGUUCACGAACGCGCAGCUGCUGGUGGAGGCCGGGGUCGGGGUGCGGGUGUGCGAUGGCGGUCCCACCUCGGUGCCGGACCCAGACGAGCUGGCACGGGCGGUGGCCGAGUCCGUAGGCGAGCCGGGAAGGGAGAGGAGGGAGAGGGCGAAGGCGAUGGGAACCAGAACGAUGCAAGCGACCACAGAAGGUGGCAGCUCGUACAAGGACCUCGUGAAGCUUGUGGGAGAGCUAUCCAAGCUUGCCACGAUGUGAAAGACGGACUAGAAAAAUGCUUUGUUUGUUUCUGUUGUGCGUUUGUGUUUUUGCUUCUCAAAUCAUGGAAAACUUCGCAGAUUGACAAGAAAUAGAAAAACAGUUGUUUUUA